Molecule: messenger RNA, 972 nt
Organism: Choloepus didactylus (southern two-toed sloth)
Lineage: Eukaryota; Metazoa; Chordata; Mammalia; Pilosa; Megalonychidae
Product: olfactory receptor 4K5
Exons: 1
Coding region: 1-972 (323 amino acids)
Biological process (GO): G protein-coupled receptor signaling pathway
Cellular component (GO): membrane
Molecular function (GO): olfactory receptor activity; G protein-coupled receptor activity
Source: RefSeq, a predicted model, not a curated record
AUGGAUGAGGUCAAUUCUUCAGCGGUGUCUGAGUUUGUAUUGCUGGGACUCUCGAGUUCUCAGGAACUCCAGUUUUUCUUUUUCAUUUUCUUCUUGCUGUUGUAUGUGGCCAUUGUGCUGGGCAACCUUCUCAUUAUUGUCACGGUGACUUCUGAUGCCAGCCUGCACUCCCCCACGUACUUCCUCCUGGGAAACCUUUCCUUUGUGGACAUCUGUCAGGCUUCCUUUGCUACCCCUAAAAUGAUUGCAGAUUUUCUGAGUGAACACAAGACCAUCUCCUUCAGUGGCUGCAUAGCCCAGAUUGUCUUUAUCCACCUUUUUACUGGAGGAGAGAUGGUGUUACUUGUCUCCAUGGCCUAUGACAGAUAUGUGGCCAUAUGCAAACCCCUUCACUAUGUGGUCAUCAUGAGCUGGCGGACAUGCACUGUUAUGGUAAUGAUUUCCUGGGCUGUGGGCUUGGUGCACACAUUGAGUCAGUUAUCAUUUACCAUGAACUUACCUUUUUGUGGACCAAAUAUAGUAGAUAGCUUUUUUUGUGACCUUCCUCGAGUGACCAAGCUUGCCUGCCUGGACUCUUACAUCAUUGAAAUAUUAAUUGUGGCCAAUAGUGGAAUUCUUUCCCUGAGCACAUUCUCCACUUUGAUUGGCUCUUAUGUCAUUAUUUUUGUCACUGUCUGGUUUAAGUCUUCUGCUGCAAUGGCCAAGGCAUUUUCCACGCUGGCUGCCCAUAUCACAGUGGUGAUACUAUUCUUUGGACCUUGCAUCUUCAUCUACGUGUGGCCUUUCACCACCUACCCUGUGGACAAAGUCCUUGCCAUAUUUUAUACCAUUUUCACCCCCAUCCUAAACCCCAUUAUUUACACACUGAGGAACAGAGAUAUGAAGGAAGCCAUGAGAAAAAUUGUGACCCAUUACUUGAGGUCCCAGAAAGUUUCUGAAAUGCCACUAGUAGUAAGGAAUUCCCUUUAUUAG